UUUUUGUUCUGUAUACAGCUGUUUUAAGACACACAGCCGAAAAAAACAUGUUGCUUUUGUAAAAUUGGGAAAAAGUAAAGAAUUCAAUUAAAAACGUUGCCAAUAUGCAGGAGGUUGGGGAUGAAGUGUUUAAUUGCAUUGACGAGGCUAAUGCUAUCAUAAACGAUGUCAAGGCGCACGUAGCCGAAAUUGCAAUAUCUUCCAAAUUGGUCAGCAGUGCUACGAAGAUUUAUCUUAACAUUCGCACCAUAGAGAGCGCCACCUGCUGCGUUCAAGUGACUGGUCGGGGAUUUAAAAUAGUCUCCUCGCAGUAUGACACAAUCGAUGAGGACAAUUCACUAGGUUCUGAUGCGGAGCCAGAGGAGGAAGAGAUAUUCGAAACACCCUACGCACUGCUUGACAAGAUUAGUCCACGCUAUGUGGAAUCCUUUGGUAACAAGCUCUGCCAGCAGCUGCGACAACUCCAGCAAAUGCGUACUGAAUUCCACGAAGAGGACGAGGAGGAGGAGGAUGAUGAGUAACCAAUUUGAACUCUUC
This is a messenger RNA of Drosophila hydei, 537 nucleotides long. RefSeq names its product GSK3-beta interaction protein. Gene Ontology annotation, cellular component: cytoplasm. Gene Ontology annotation, molecular function: protein kinase A binding; kinase regulator activity. Gene Ontology annotation, biological process: regulation of canonical Wnt signaling pathway. Bases 105 to 521 code for a protein of 138 amino acids. The record is from RefSeq and is a predicted model, not a curated record. The transcript has a single exon. Lineage: Eukaryota; Metazoa; Arthropoda; Insecta; Diptera; Drosophilidae.